AUGGCUGCAAACACCGCUGCCCUGGCUUGGAGGGCUGCGGGCGCCAAAGUUCGUGCAUUGCCGUCUCUCCGCGGUGCUCAGCCGUCAUCAAUCUUCUCUAAACGCCCCUUGGUUUGUCGGCAAUGGGCUGUGAGAUACGCUUCUGACACGGCAAACACUGCCGCCGCCUCCGAAGCUGCCACGGAGACCGUGAAGCAGGCGCCCAAGAAAGCUGGCCGCGGAUCCCGAAGAAUCGUGCUCGGCACGUCUUUAGCUCUUACGCUUCUCGUUGGCUACGUGUACGGCACCGAUACGAGGGCCAGUAUACAUCGGUAUGGCGUGGUCCCGUUGAUCCGGCUCCUUUACCCGGAUGCCGAGGAUGCGCAUCAUAUCGGGGUGGAUAUCUUAAAGACUCUGUACAAAUAUGGACUCCAUCCUCGAGAGCGUGGGAACCCAGACGGGGACGGCGUCCUGGCGACGGAGGUAUUUGGAUACACGAUCUCCAACCCCAUUGCCAUCUCCGCCGGUCUCGACAAGCAUGCUGAGAUCCCGGACCCGCUGUUUGAUUUGGGACCGGCCAUUGUCGAAGUGGGCGCCACCACACCCUUGCCGCAGGAAGGCAACCCUCGGCCCCGUGUGUUCCGAGUUCCUUCGCAGAAAGCCAUGAUCAACCGAUACGGGUUCAAUUCGAAGGGGGCGGACCACAUGGCCGCCAUACUGGAACAGCGUGUGCGCGACUUUGCCUACGCGCAUGGAUUCGGAGUGCAUGAGCAGGCGGUCGAACGGGUGCUGAACGGCGAGGCCAAUGUUCCGCCGGGCAGCCUGAAUGCCGGGAAAUUGCUGGCGGUGCAGGUGGGCAAGAACAAGGCGACGCCGGAUUCGGACAUCGAAGCCAUCAAGCAAGACUACGUGUACUGCGUGGACCGACUGGCCAAGUACGCGGACAUCCUGGUGGUGAACGUGUCCAGUCCGAACACGCCGGGGCUGCGCGACCUGCAGGCCGUGGCGCCUCUAACAGCGAUCCUGGAAGCGGUGGUGGGGGCGGCUAAGAGCGUGGACCGCACGUCCAAGCCGUUCGUUAUGGUCAAGGUCAGCCCGGACGAGGACUCAGAGGAACAGAUCACGGGCAUUUGCGAGGCGGUUUGGAACUCCGGAGUCGACGGCGUGAUCAUGGGCAACACGACGAACCGACGUCCAGAGCCACUCACGCUACCGCCUACGGAGCAGGCGACAUUGACAGAGACGGGUGGAUAUUCAGGCCCGCAGCUAUUCGAUCGGAUGGUGGCCCUGGUGGCAAGAUAUCGGGGGGAGCUGGACGCGAGGGCGGAGGGGGAGCAGGAGAAGAAGCAGCGUAAGGUGAUCUUCGCGUCUGGGGGAAUCACCUCGGGGGCGCAGGCACAGGCGGCUCUCCAGGCGGGAGCAUCAGUGGCGAUGAUGUAUACGGGGGUGGUGUACGGGGGGGUUGGGACGGUGACGCGGGUGAAGCAAGAGAUGAAGGAAUGUAAAUGA
This is a messenger RNA of Aspergillus tanneri, 1488 nucleotides long. It is a transcript of the gene URA9, whose product is annotated as dihydroorotate dehydrogenase 2. The transcript has 2 exons. Gene Ontology annotation, molecular function: dihydroorotate dehydrogenase activity. Gene Ontology annotation, biological process: pyrimidine ribonucleotide biosynthetic process; 'de novo' pyrimidine nucleobase biosynthetic process. The record is from RefSeq and is a predicted model, not a curated record. NCBI's taxonomy places the organism in Eukaryota, Fungi, Ascomycota, Eurotiomycetes, Eurotiales, Aspergillaceae. Bases 1 to 1488 code for a protein of 495 amino acids. Gene Ontology annotation, cellular component: cytoplasm; mitochondrial inner membrane.